Serinus canaria (Common canary) is the source of this 11110-nucleotide messenger RNA. RefSeq names its product plexin A4 (gene PLXNA4). The transcript is spliced from 32 exons. Lineage: Eukaryota; Metazoa; Chordata; Aves; Passeriformes; Fringillidae. Bases 374 to 6052 code for a protein of 1892 amino acids. Gene Ontology annotation, molecular function: protein binding; semaphorin receptor activity. Gene Ontology annotation, biological process: semaphorin-plexin signaling pathway involved in axon guidance; regulation of cell migration; negative regulation of cell adhesion. Gene Ontology annotation, cellular component: semaphorin receptor complex. The record is from RefSeq and is a predicted model, not a curated record.
CCCCCCCCUCCGGCUCUGGGCGAGCCAGACACGGUUUGCCCAGUGCAGAGAGAGGGGCUCCGUGUUCCGCCUCCGUGGAGUAUUUGGGAUUGGAGAGAGACACACACGCACACACGCGCACACACACACACGCACACAGAGACCAUCUGCAGUGUCAAUGCGGCGCCUGCUCUGAAGACUGAAGUGGGGGGAAAGGAGAGGAGAGAAAUAUAAUAUAUAUAUAUGUAUAUCUCUACAUAUAUAUAUAUACACCAAAACCCACCCAAAGCAAGCGAGGAGCAUUCCCAGGACAGAAUCUGCCGGGGAAUUGGCGUUUUGAAGAGUUUUACAGCUUCUAAUCCUUGUUGCCUUGGGAAUACAAACCUCUCUAAUCAUGUCGCCGGCCAUGUGGAAAUGGACUUGCCUGGUUUCCCACCUCCUGCUGUCCACCACAGUGUCACCUCUGGGCAGACAGCAGCCACCCCAUCCAAAGAGGCCCUUCAUCACCUUCACUGGAGAGCAAGCAGAGGGAAACUUCAACCACUUGGUGGUGGACGAAAGGACUGGGCACAUUUACUUGGGGGCUGUCAACAGGAUCUACAAACUCUCCAGUGACCUGAAGGUCCUGGUGACCCACGAGACUGGUCCUGAUGAUGACAAUCCCAAGUGUUAUCCUCCCAGGAUAGUCCAAACCUGCAACGAACCCUUGACGCCCACCAACAACAUAAACAAAAUGCUCCUCAUAGACUACAAGGAGAAUCGGUUGAUAGCCUGUGGGAGUCUGUACCAGGGCAUCUGCAAGCUCCUGAGGCUGGAUGACCUCUUCAAGCUGGGAGAGCCCUUCCACAAGAAGGAGCAUUACCUCUCUGGGGUGAACGAGAGUGGCUCUGUUUUUGGAGUCAUUGUUUCUUACAGCAACAUGGACGACAAGCUGUUCAUCGCCACGGCCGUGGAUGGCAAGCCGGAGUAUUUCCCCACCAUCUCCAGCAGAAAGCUCACCAAGAACUCCGAGGCUGAUGGGAUGUUUGCAUAUGUCUUUCAUGACGAGUUUGUGGCCUCCAUGAUCAAGAUCCCCUCAGACACCUUUACCAUCAUCCCCGACUUUGAUAUCUACUACAUCUACGGCUUCAGCAGCGGGAACUUUGUCUACUUCCUGACUCUGCAGCCUGAGAUGAUCUCCCCCCCUGGCUCCACCACGAAGGAGCAGGUUUAUACCUCCAAGCUGGUGAGGCUUUGUAAGGAGGACACGGCCUUUAACUCCUACGUGGAGGUGCCCAUUGGCUGUGAGAAGAACGGGGUGGAAUAUCGAUUGCUGCAGGCUGCCUACUUGUCCAAGGCUGGAGCCAUCCUGGCCAGGUCUCUGGGAGUUGGCCCUGAGGAUGAUAUCCUCUUCACAGUCUUCUCCAAGGGGCAGAAAAGGAAGAUGAAGUCCUUGGAUGAGUCUGCUCUUUGCAUCUUUGUCCUGAAGAACAUCAACGACCGCAUCAAGGACAGGCUUCAGUCCUGCUACAGGGGCGAGGGGACGUUAGACCUGGCCUGGCUCAAGGUCAAGGACAUUCCCUGUAGCAGCGCGCUGUUAACAAUUGAUGACAAUUUCUGUGGCCUGGAUAUGAAUGCCCCCUUGGGAGUAUCAUCCAUGGUGCGAGGGCUCCCCAUCUUCACCGAGGAUGGGGACAGGAUGACCUCGGUGAUUGCCUACGUCUACAAGAACCACUCCCUGGCUUUUGUGGGCACCAAGAGUGGGAAGCUCAAGAAGAUCCGUGUGGAUGGCACCACCAAGAACACGCUGGAGUAUGAGAUCGUGCAGGUGGUGGACACUGGCCCCAUCCUCCGGGACAUGGCCUUCUCCAUGGACCAUGAACACCUCUACAUCAUGUCUGAGAAGCAGCUCACCAGGGUGCCUGUGGAGUCGUGCAGCCAGUACGAGACCUGCAGCGAGUGCCUGGGCUCGGGAGACCCCCACUGUGGGUGGUGUGUCCUCCACAACACGUGCACGAGGAAGGAGCGGUGCGAGCGCUCCAGCGAGCCGCGCAGAUUCGCCUCGGAGAUGAAGCAGUGCGUCCGCCUGACCGUGCACCCCAACAACAUCUCCGUGUCCCAGUACAACGUUCUGCUGGUCCUGGAGACCUACAACGUCCCCGAGCUGUCUGCAGGAGUCAACUGCACCUUCGAGGACCUCUCGGAGAUGGAUGGGCUGGUGGUGGGCAGCCAGAUCCAGUGCAUCUCUCCAGCUGCCAAGGAGGUUCCCCAGAUCAUCACAGAGAAUGGUGACCAUCACAUUGUCCAGCUGCAGCUCAAGUCCAAGGAAACGGGGAUGACCUUUGCCAGCACCAGCUUUGUCUUCUACAACUGCAGCGUCCACAACUCGUGCCUGUCGUGCGUGGAGAGCCCCUACCGCUGCCACUGGUGCAAGUACCGCCACGUGUGCACCCACGACCCCAGCUCCUGCUCCUUCCAGGAGGGACGAGUCAAGAUGCCUGAGGACUGCCCCCAGCUGCUGCAGGCCGAGAAGAUCCUGGUGCCCGUGGAGGUGAUCAAACCCAUCACUCUGAAGGCCAAGAACCUGCCCCAGCCACAGUCGGGCCAGCGGGGCUACGAGUGCAUCCUGAACAUCCAGGGCAGCGAGCAGAGGGUGCCAGCCCUGAGGUUCAACAGCUCCAGCGUGCAGUGCCAGAACACCUCGUACUCGUACGAAGGGAUGGAGAUUAACAGCCUGCCAGUGGAGCUGACAGUCGUGUGGAACGGGAAUUUCAACAUUGACAACCCAGCACAGAACAAAGUUCACCUGUACAAGUGCGGGGCCAUGCGGGACAGCUGCGGACUCUGCUUGAAAGCCGACCCCGACUUCGAGUGUGGCUGGUGCCAGGGGCAGAACCAGUGCACGCUGAAGCAGCACUGCCCAGCCCAGGACAGCCAGUGGCUGGAGCUCUCCAGCACCAAGGGCAAGUGCACCAACCCCAAGAUCACGGAUAUCAACCCCGUGACAGGCCCUCGUGAGGGAGGGACCAGAGUGACCAUCCGUGGGGAGAACCUGGGGCUGGAAUUCCGGGAUAUCGCGUCCUACGUCAAAGUGGCCGGCGUGGAGUGCAAGCCCCUGGUGGAAGGGUACAUCCCGGCAGAGCAGAUCGUGUGUGAGAUGGGGGAGGCCAAGCCCAGCCAGCACGCCGGAUUCGUGGAAAUCUGCGUGGCCGAGUGCAAGCCAGAGUUCAUGGCCAGGUCUUCUCAGCUCUACUACUUCAUGACUCUCACCCUCUCCGACCUGAAGCCGAAGCGAGGACCAGUGUCGGGUGGCACCCAGGUGACAAUCACAGGCAACAACCUCAACGCUGGCAGUAAUGUCAUUGUGACCUUUGGGAGACAGCCCUGCCUCUUCUACAGGAGAUCCACCAAGCACAUUGUCUGCAACACCACGGCCUCCUACGAAGGCUUUGAGAAGGUGAAGGUGUCUGUGAGAGUGGACAAGGCCAAGAUCCAUCAGGAGCUGCACUAUGAAUAUGUAGAGGAUCCCACCAUCCUGAGGAUCGAGCCUGAGUGGAGCAUCUUCAGUGGCAACACUCCCAUUGCUGUGUGGGGAACUCACCUGGACCUCAUCCAAAACCCCCAGAUCCGGGCCAAGCAUGGUGGAAAGGAGCAUGUCAAUAACUGUGAGGUGCAGAACAGCACAGAGAUGACCUGCCAGGCCCCAGCUCUGGCUGUGGACCCCAAUCACCAGUCUGAGCUCGCCGAGCGCCCGGAGGAGUUUGGCUUCAUCCUUGACAAUGUGCAGUCCCUGCUGAUCCUCAACAAAACCAACUUCACCUACUACCCCAACCCCAUCUUCGAGGUUUUCAAUCCCUCAGGGAUCCUGGAGCUGAAGCCUGGAAGUCCCAUCAUCCUGAAGGGCAGGAAUCUGAUCCCACCUGUGGCAGGAGGCAAUGCCAGGCUGAACUACACCGUGCUGGUGGGGGAGAAGCCCUGUGCAGUGACCGUGUCAGACGUGCAGCUCCUCUGUGAGUCCCCAAACCUCAUUGGGAGGCACAAGGUGAUGGCUCGUGUGGGAGGGAUGGAGUUCUCCCCAGGGAUGGUCUACAUCUCCCCAGACAGCCCUCUCAGCUUGCCAGCCAUCGUCAGCAUCGCGGUGGCCGGCGGGCUGCUCAUCAUCUUCAUCGUGGCCGUGCUGAUCGCCUACAAGCGCAAGUCCAGGGAGAGCGACCUCACCCUCAAGCGCCUGCAGAUGCAGAUGGACAACCUGGAGUCCAGGGUGGCCCUGGAGUGCAAAGAAGCCUUUGCAGAGCUGCAGACAGACAUCCAUGAGCUGACAAGUGACCUGGAUGGAGCUGGGAUCCCUUUCCUCGACUACCGAACCUACACGAUGAGAGUGCUUUUCCCUGGCAUUGAAGAUCAUCCAGUCCUGAGGGAUUUGGAGGUCCCUGGCUACCGUCAGGAACGGGUGGAGAAGGGCCUGAAGCUCUUUGCCCAGCUCAUCAACAACAAGGUGUUCCUGCUGUCCUUCAUCCGCACGCUGGAGUCGCAGCGCAGCUUCUCCAUGCGCGACCGCGGCAACGUGGCCUCGCUUAUCAUGACGGUGCUGCAGAGCAAGCUGGAGUACGCCACCGACGUCCUCAAACAGCUCCUGGCCGACCUCAUCGACAAAAACCUGGAGAGCAAGAACCACCCCAAGCUGCUGCUCCGUAGGACAGAGUCUGUGGCUGAGAAAAUGCUCACCAACUGGUUCACCUUCCUCCUCUACAAGUUCCUCAAGGAGUGUGCUGGGGAGCCUCUCUUCUCCCUUUUCUGUGCCAUCAAGCAGCAGAUGGAGAAGGGCCCCAUUGACUCCAUCACGGGGGAGGCGCGGUACUCGCUGAGCGAGGACAAGCUCAUCCGACAGCAGAUCGACUACAAGACCCUGGUGCUGAGCUGCGUGAACCCCGACAACGUGAACAGCCCUGAGAUCCCAGUGAAGAUCCUGAACUGUGACACCAUCACCCAGGUCAAGGAGAAGAUCCUUGAUGCCAUCUUCAAGAACGUGCCCUGCUCCCACCGGCCCAAAGCUGCUGACAUGGACCUGGAGUGGCGGCAGGCGAGCGGGGCGAGGAUGAUCCUUCAGGAUGAGGACAUCACCACCAAGAUAGAGAACGAUUGGAAGAGACUCAACACGCUGGCACACUACCAGGUCCCAGAUGGAUCUGUGGUGGCUUUGGUCUCCAAGCAAGUCACUGCCUACAACGCAGUCAACAACUCCACGGUGUCCCGGACGUCAGCCAGCAAGUAUGAAAACAUGAUCCGCUACACGGGCAGCCCCGACAGCCUCCGCUCGCGCACCCCCAUGAUCACCCCCGACCUGGAGAGCGGCGUCAAGAUGUGGCACCUGGUCAAGAACCACGAGCAUGGAGACCAAAAAGAGGGUGACCGAGGGAGCAAGAUGGUUUCUGAGAUCUACCUGACCAGGUUACUGGCCACCAAGGGCACCCUCCAGAAAUUCGUGGAUGACCUCUUUGAGACCAUCUUCAGCACUGCCCACCGUGGCAGUGCCCUCCCCCUGGCCAUCAAGUACAUGUUUGAUUUCCUGGAUGAGCAGGCAGACAAGCACAACAUCCACGACCCCCACGUGCGGCACACCUGGAAGAGCAACUGCCUCCCCUUGCGGUUUUGGGUCAACAUGAUCAAGAACCCACAGUUUGUCUUCGACAUUCACAAAAACAGCAUCACAGACGCCUGCCUGUCCGUGGUGGCUCAGACCUUCAUGGACUCCUGCUCCACCUCAGAGCACCGCCUGGGCAAAGACUCCCCCUCCAACAAGCUCCUCUAUGCCAAGGACAUCCCCAGCUACAAGAACUGGGUGGAAAGGUACUACUCAGACAUUGCCAAGAUGCCAGCAAUCAGUGACCAGGACAUGAAUGCUUACCUGGCUGAGCAGUCCCGCAUGCACAUGAACGAGUUCAACACCAUGAGCGCGCUCUCCGAGAUCUACUCCUACGUGGGCAAGUACAGCGAGGAGAUUCUCGGAGCCCUCGACCAAGACGACCAGGCUGGGAAACAGAAACUUGCCUACAAACUUGAACAAGUUAUAACCCUCAUGAGCAUAGACAGCUGAGAACUGUCCUGCCAGGGACACCCUGGGAGGGAUAAACCAAGUCGUGCCUCACUCAAGAUCAUCAUCUUUACCAAGUGCAAGUUUUGAUGGGCUGUAAGCAGAGCCACCCGAACAGCGCUCCUCUCUCUCUCCUCCCCCUCUCUCUCUUUCUCUCUUUUCCUUCUCUUUCCAAACCUAUGGACAAAGAAACAGAGCCCCAGGGGUUAAAAGAAAAGACUGCAGAGGAAUCUUGGCUCUGGGGCCUUGAAGACAUUUGGGUGGAGCUCUCCUUUUCACAGCUUCCCCUCUGCCUUUUGCCCUAGAGACAAACAAUUGAACACACAGGAAAACCCCACCAACCCUCCCCGGGCACCACAUCCUCACUCUGCAGAGGUGAAACCGGGAGGUAACUUCUGUCAUGCUGCUUUAACUGCCCUCCGAGGGCUGUAGCCUCUGGAGGGGACAUGGAAAUGAACUCAGUAUUACUCAAGUGUCCCCAAGGGGAGGGCAGCCUGCCUGCAGGGCUCCUGGAGGGCAGAGCCAAUCCAGCUCCACUCCUGCAGAGCCAUUGCAAUUCUAUCCCUUGGUAGCCACCCACUGGGAGAGGAGGCUCCCCGAAAAAUGCCACAGCUUUGUCCAGAGCAGGGCCACUGUGGCUCAUCCUGCUGGGGCAGGGAAAGGGUCAAGAGGAGACGAGGAGACCGGCGCUGCCCUGCCCAUGUGUUUCAUAUGGUUCUUCUUAUUUUCCCAAGAGCCGCGUGUCCCCCUCCGUCUUUCCCGUCGUGUCCUGUUGGUCGUAGCACUGCAGCAAAAUGCUCUCUCUGCUGGGUGGCAUCCUGUCUCUGGUGGUGGUCCUGCUCCUCCUGGCCGUGGAGAGCACAGCAUCAUGCCCCUCGUUCCCACCUUGGCUUGGAAAGCAGGAGCCACAGGCCUUGGUUUGUUCCAGGCAAGGAGCUCAGCCUCAAAAGAAGAUCCAGAAGGAUUUUUAUUUUUUUUUUUAAGCUGUUCUUUCCAUUUUGUUUCCUCAACUGGAACACAGCUGUUUUUUUCCCACAGUGGAAUAUCAGAGGGUUACUGAAAUGCUUGCUGUGAAGUGAGGUGGUGCACAGGGCUGAUGGUACAGCCUUCCUCCCAAGCCGCUCCUAAGAGGAAAUGUCACCACACAUUUUGGAAGGAAAUCUUGGAGGAAAUCCAAAUGAAACACUGCAAAAAAUUCUUCUACCUAGAUCCCCCCAGACGAACUGCCUGUCCUCUGGAGGUCUCUGAACUGCUGUGAGCCCAUCUGCCUUUUGGUGCCAACUCCUGGCCUUUCCUCUCCUCCACUUCUGGAACCAACAGGCCUUGCUGAAGGCACAGUUGCUGCCUAGGAAGGAUUUUAUCUCUCUUUGCACUUCUUAUCCCUUCAGGGAUCGCUGUCACCAUGGGACAAUUGUGGGGGAUCACCCUGUCCCUGUGCUAUCCUCUGCUCAGCUUCUCCAGAACAUCUCAACUUGUCUCAUGGCCAACCAAAGGGGAGUGAGCUCCUGCAUCUCUUUUGCCUUCAGCUGUUCCAUUCACACGGCUGCCAGCCCGGAUAACACCAUGAUUAGAGACCCUCGGGGUGUGGAGAACCUUCCUUGCUCACCAGGGAGGCAACAGCUGGGUCAGCAUUCAUCUCCCCAGCCAUGAGCAGAGCUCCCUGGCAGAUGGAGGAGCAGCUGGAGAACCAGCCCACGUCCACCUCACCCCAUCCUUGGAGCAACAGCCUGGAUCUGCUUUGCACCUGGAGGGAGGAAGGGGUGCAGGGUGUGUAAAUUGAUUACAGAGCGAGCUUGUUUGGGUUCAUUCCUGUCUCUUGGUGUCAAACCAGAACCUCUUGGGAGUGACAGAUCCCGAGAGUGUGUGAGGGAUGGUGUGGUGCAAGCAGGAGUCAGGCAGCGGGAGGGUUUCCUUCAGCCAAGCAGAUACACACGUAGGCGAGUCCAAAACCACUCAGUCCAAAGCUGGACAUGUCUGUGGGGAGAAAAAUCACCAGAUUCAUGUUGAAACAGCAAACUUAGGGACACGUCUUGGUUUUAAACCCCCAGACAUUUCUCUCUUGAUUACAAUUCCAAUUAUUUUGUGCGUGUGCGUGUGUAUCUGUGUGCGCGUGUGCGUUCCUUCCUCUUUUUUUUUUGGUUCUGCUUGCUUUCUGUUGGAUUGCUGAGCUGAUGGACUCAUCAUGCACCUUAUGGACAUCUCAGCAGUUUUAAGAGGCCUGCGCAUUGGGGAUGGUUUGGGUUUGGUUGGUUCUGCCAUGGUUUUGUUGAUCCAUUUUAGUAACGUCGGCGCAUGUUCCAGAUCCAUUGAUUAUGGCUGUGAAAGUGGGAAGUCCCACCAGAGCCAGUGGUAAGAAAAUGACAACAAACAACACAAACACAGUAUUUUUUAUAAGUACGUAAAUUUAAAAAAAAGGAGAAAAAAAAAAAAAAGGGGAAAAAUUUAAAAAUAAAAAAAAAAAAGGAAGAAACCAAAGGUUUUGACAAACAAAGUGCCACAAAAGAUAAAUAUGGACCCUAUUGUCAUGCCUUGUACUCACAGCUGGAUGGUAGGAGUCUAAGGACAAAGAGCUGGCUUGGAGGGAAGUGGUUAUGAGUGAUGGGCGAUCCUGCCUGGACAUGCGCACACGAGAGGAAGAAGAAGCUGUUUAACAGAUAAAAAAAAAAGUAUCAAAAUGAACUGGUGUGAUCCUGUACUGUUACUGAGGUCAGAGGAACACCACAGGGGAAAUCUGAGACUCACCCUGUUUCUUUUCGAUGUUUUCAGGGCUGUGUUUUUUGGUUUGUUAUGGUUGUUUUCCAUGGUUGUUAUUUUAUUUCUUCUUGCUGGUACGGAGUUUUUCAUCUGUAUAUUAUAUAUAUAUAUUUUUCGAGAAAAACUUGAACACCUCAGAGACACUGAGAAUGAAACAUUUAGGGGAAAUGGGAAGCACCAGGAGAUUGGUGUCUUAACCCUUUCCAAACUUCCCAUUUAGGCAUUUCUGCUUUCUCUCCACCCUCUUCUUUCCCCCAUGCCCAGGAUUUGAAAGAAAAUCUGCGUUUUGCUUCUCUUUCAUCUCCUCUUUAUUUUUUGUCUUUCUGUUUCUCUUUAAUUUGGUGUUUGAGCUGGAUUUGCUUUUUUGCUUGGAAAAUGUGCCAGAAUUGUGAUGUAAAUGCGUGGGCUUCCUCCCCUGUCCCCUUCAGUGCCCUUCCCAUCUCCAACCAGUGUCCCAGAAUCCCCCAGUCUAUGAGAAGUCUUGGCAUCUUUCUUCCCAGCCUCACCUGUUGAGCUAACUAUUUUUUAAGUGCAUGUAAAAUACAACUAAAAACAAAGAUGCAAGCAGAAGAAUGAGCCCUACUACAACACGGAUGCUUUCUUUUCCUUUGAUUUCUUUUCCACCCACCUCCCUUUCAACACUUGACCAAAAAUUCCUGAUAAAUAAGUAGUGUCCCACACUGUUUUUCAAACCCCAUGGAGAGAACUGGAGCCCAAGUUCCUAGAAGCCCAUGGACAGGCUCCUAAUAUCCAGAAUAUUCCAGAUGGUAGGCUGAUCUUUACGGGCAUUUCUCAAACACUUCAAUCAAAUAAUUAAUGCUGGCACCUGCAGCACCAUCAGAAACAGGGGAAAGGGAACUCACAAAGACUCUCAGAGGUUCUGUGGCAAGAGUCAAGAUUAUUUAUUCACUGCAGGGUUUGCUCUGGGUCUUUGCUGCUGGGUUAGAGGAGCAAAGGGUGAACAGCACCUCUGCAAACACCUCGUGUCCUCCCUGUGAGUGGGACUCAGCUGUCAGUGACAGUGAUCUGAGACCUGAUCCAUCAGGUCAUGUGCUGGUGCAGACUGAGCCUUCCAGUGAACACCAGCGUGGGGGAAUUUGUGUGUGUCUGGAAUGAGGUGUUGGAGGUGGUUUGCCCUCCAACAGACAGCACAGGAGAACAAUCAAGGAGAAAUUAAGCCACCCUCCUCUCCUAGCACAGAAUUAUAGAAUGAUUUGGGUUGGAAAAGACCUCUAAGAUGACAGAGUCUGAAUGUUUAAACAUGCCCCAGUCCUUCCCUUCCCAUUCUUCAUUCUGUCCUGAACACAUCCAAAGGUUUGGUCACACCCAGCACACAUCAGCCUUGCUCCAUUAGAUAAGAGGGCUGUGCCAAUUUUCAUCCCUGUAGUGGUACCACUGCAGCUGUCUUACCUCGCAUCUUUGACACUGAAGACCAUAAAAUUUAUUGGGUCAUGAAGAUUUACCACCAGAAUUUCAUUUGGUAAUUGCUUAGAUUGAAAAAUUAUUACCAAAGUUUCCCGAUCUUCUGCGUUCAUCCACAAGAAAAUGUUUGCCAUGAAGGGAAUGAGACCAAGCAAAUCAGAUAAUUGUCAUUAUUUUUAAUAGUGCUGUUGAAAACCAAUAGAUCAAAUUUAAAGAGCCCAGUCAGUGGUCAGCCUUCCUGUUGAGUCCCCUCUGAAUUUCCUGGAGUUUGGGAUGUCUGUGAGGUAAAAACCCAAGCACACAACAGCCAAUAUCAGAAGGACAAUUGUUCAGAACUAAAUAGUUCAGAACUAAUUGUUCAAAACAUGAAAUGUAGAUCUGUCCUUCUCCAAGGCUUUAACAAAGUGCUUUGGGAAGAGACACUGCUAUUUGGGGACUCUUCCAAAAGAGGAGAAAUGAAAAUAUAAGUCCUGAGAGUUGUCCUCCAGGGCAGGUGGAGGUUUUGGGAUCUCCUAACUCUUGCCAUCCAAACUUAGUGUGCUGUGGGGCAGGAAAUUGGUGAAACACGUGAACCUCAGCAUCAUGAUGUGAACCUCAACCUCCUGCCCAUUCCCAGCCUGAAUUUUCCUGCUUUGCACCUGGUGCAGCUCCCAUUCCAGGGUAGUGCUUGGUCCAUGGAAUCCUGCAGUUUUCCCUCACCUCUGUGACUGUGCAAUGCCCCUUUCUCCAAAAAAAUCUUGCUGUCUUACUGGGAAUAACUGCUAUGUGGAGAAUGCUUUCAAAACAGAGCUUGUCAACCAUGUUUUAUUUGGGAUGGCCCAGUUCUCUACAGAUGGAGAAGCACCCAAGGGGACACAGGCUUACAGAAAGAAAAAAAAAAAAGAA